Messenger RNA from Morus notabilis, 2121 nucleotides. RefSeq names its product RNA polymerase sigma factor sigF, chloroplastic. NCBI's taxonomy places the organism in Eukaryota, Viridiplantae, Streptophyta, Magnoliopsida, Rosales, Moraceae. Gene Ontology annotation, biological process: DNA-templated transcription initiation; regulation of DNA-templated transcription. Gene Ontology annotation, molecular function: DNA-binding transcription factor activity. The coding region runs from base 204 to 1880 and encodes 558 amino acids. The record is from RefSeq and is a predicted model, not a curated record. The transcript is spliced from 9 exons.
UUAGCGGUGGAGACUCCUUAGCUGUUGCUUUUAUCUACUGAGAAAUUUGGAGGGUGAAAAAGAGAAAAAAAAAAAAAAAAAACAUUCACUGAAAUCAACAAAACGAAGAAGCUAAUGUUAUCUCCAUUAUUAACAAGAAACAUAGUAAAAUUGUACUAAAAUUGUUAUAAUAAUAGUUGUUUUGUAGUAAUUCAUUACAAGCAAUGGAGGUCGGAAGGAACUUGCUUUCCCCACCUCCAUCAUUCCCUUCAAGAACCCAUCUCAGGAAUUACCUUCCUUCUUCUUCUUCUGCUUCCACUUCAGCAAACGUAGCUACAGGCAUAACUUCCAUGCCAGCUACUUCAAUUGCUCAGCCUUUUUCUACCUCUGUUCUUUUACAAGAGCAGCGUGAUGAGUUCAAACCUCUGUUACGUGUAAACAAGGAAGAUAAAACAUCCCAGGGAGUGUUAAACAGAAGGCAGAAUGAUUCUGGGGCCUUAGUCCAUGAAGAUACCCUUGAGGACUACAACCAGUUUGUGUGGGAAUUUGAGCGCCCAUCUGUUCAUUGGCCUGGUUUUUGGCAUGUAUUACCAUCCUUAAAAACAAAGGUGAAGCUUUCUUCAUCUUUGACAAUGGAGACUACGAUGGGUAGUUGCACAAAGGAUGUGGAUGUUGAAGUGUCUGAUGCAAUUGCACUAGCUAAGAAAGCUUUGAUGGCAUCAAAAGAAGCAGCAUCAUUAGCUGAAGAGUCCAAAUUAGUUGGAACUGAUUCGGAUGAUAUGCUUUCUGUGAGCUUUUUAGGCAAGGGGGACAAAACUGUAAGGUCAACACGACUUCUAGAGAGGCGAUCUAAGAGGCGGAAGGUGCCUGAGUCGUCUGUUCUGUUUUAUGAGAACCCUAGGAAUAGAGCUGCUGACAUUCGGAAAAGGUUAAGCGAAGGAUUAAAUUCAGAUGAUCCCCUUCGGUUGUUCUUGGCAGGUCCUGAAACAAGACAACUUUUGACUUUUGAAGAAGAGUCUGAAUUGAUUGCUCAAGUACAGGAUUUGAUAAAACUAGAACAAGUCAAGGCCAGGCUUCAAUCCGAGUUUGGUCGUGAGCCAACUUUGGUCGAGUGGGCAGAAGCAGUUGGGCUUAGUUGUAGGAUCUUGCAGUCACAAAUUCAAUCUGGUACAAGCAGCAGAGAAAAACUGAUCUGCGCCAACUUACGCUUGGUGGUUCAUAUCGCUAAACAAUAUCAGGGUCGAGGUGUUGGCAUUCAAGACUUAAUGCAGGAGGGAAGUAUGGGCCUUAUGAAGAGUGUCGAGAAAUUCAAACCCCAAGUUGGUUGUCGAUUUGCUUCUUAUGCAUAUUGGUGGAUAAGGCAAACGGUUAGGAAGGCCAUAUUUCAACAUUCCCGGACUAUUCGUUUACCAGAGAACGUGUAUACUCUGCUUGGCAAGGUAUUGGAAGCGAAAAGAUCAUCCAUUCAGGAAGGAAAUCACAAUCCGUCGAAAGAAGAUCUAGCAACACGUGUUGGAAUCACAGUUGAAAAGUUGAAUAAGUUGCUAUAUAUGACAAGAAUUCCACUUUCAAUGCAACAACCUGUGUGGGCAGACCAAAGCACCACUUUCCAGGAAGUAACUGCAGACACGAGGAUUGAGAUCCCAGAUGUGAGUGUGGCGAAGCAGAUGAUGAGGCAGCAUGUGCGCGGUCUCUUAAGAUCUCUCAACGUUCGAGAGCGGCAGAUAAUCAGGCUAAGAUUCGGCAUUGAAGAUGGCAAUCAGAAAUCGUUAUCGGAAAUUGGUAGAAUGUAUGGACUGUCCAAGGAGAGGGUGCGGCAGCUGGAGAGCCGAGCGCUCUACAAGUUGAAGCAGUGCCUCGGAAGCCAGGAUCUUGAGGCAUAUGCUGAUUUAAUAGUUUGAGUUGUAAAUUGGAAGUCAGUUGCCAAUCAUCCAAGCUUUUGGAGGUGAAAUAUGUACAGCAAAUUGUGGCUUCAAACUAGGAGAGGGAUCCAAAAUGAGCAUAUUCUUUUUCUUCGGUCUUAAAACUCUUGCUUACCUUACAGCUUAUUUUAAACGCUUCAAAUGUAUGAUUUUAGUCAUUUUGUGUAAUUGAAAAGGUGAAUAUUCUGUUUCUUAAUGUAUAUUUUGCAACUUUUUUGUC